UUUAAUUUGACAGAUCAUCGCGAAUCACGACAAUUUAGUAGUUUUUUUAACUCUCUUAUCAACAAAGGGAAGUAGAGGCAUUUUGCCAAAAAAUAAAUUGUAACUGCUUGCAGCUUACAUUUUAUCUCGGAAAUAUCUUUGAUAUCAACAAAACCGUAAUAAUGGCAGCGCCAAUCAAAGUGGUGAUCACGGGGGCGGCGGGCCAGAUCGCGUACUCGCUGGUGUACCAGGUGGCGUCGGGCGCCGUGUUCGGGCCCGCGCAGCCCGUGGUGCUGCACCUGCUGGACAUCGCGCCCAUGAUGGGCGUGCUCGAGGGCGUGGUGAUGGAGCUGGCGGACUGCGCGCUGCCGCUGCUGGCCGGUGUGGUCCCCACCGCCAACCCCGAGGAGGCCUUCCGCGACGUCGCCGCCGCCUUCCUCGUCGGCGCCAUGCCCCGCAAGGAGGGCAUGGAGCGCAAGGACCUGCUCUCCGCCAACGUCCGCAUCUUCAAGGAACAAGGACAGGCCCUCGACAAGGUCGCGCGCAAGGACGUCCGCGUCCUCGUCGUCGGAAACCCAGCUAACACCAACGCACUCAUCUGCUCCAAAUACGCCCCCUCCAUCCCCAAGGAGAACUUCACUGCCAUGACCAGGCUCGACCAGAACCGAGCACAGUCUCAGCUUGCAGCCAAGCUGGGAGUGCCCGUACAGGAUGUCAAGAAUGUCAUCAUCUGGGGCAACCACUCCUCCACUCAGUUCCCGGAUGCCAGCAACGCUAUUGUCAAAAUUGGUGGAGCUGACAAACCUGUCCCUGCAGCUAUCAACGAUGAUGCCUACUUGAAGUCUACAUUUGUCUCAACAGUACAGAAGCGUGGAGCGGCUGUCAUUGCCGCCAGGAAGAUGUCCUCAGCUCUAUCCGCUGCUAAGGCUGCAUCAGACCACAUGAGGGAUUGGUUCCUGGGUACCGGAGACCGCUGGGUAAGCAUGGGAGUUGUAUCAGAUGGAUCAUACGGCACACCUAAGGAUAUUGUAUUCUCAUUCCCUGUGACUGUCAGCAAUGGCAAGUGGAAGAUCGUGGAGGGUCUGACCAUCUCGGACUUUGCCCGCCAACAGCUUGACAUCACUGGCAAGGAGUUGGCUGAAGAGAAGCAGGACGCUUUAGACGUCUGCAAAGAUUGACUGAGUAAAGUAUGAGGAGAAAUAUCACAUAAAUCGUUAUUGUUAUAAGUAUAAUAAGUAAAAAUGCGUUUACUUUGUUAUUAGUGUGCAAGUGUCGGCAAUAAAAUUGAUAUUUUUAUUUAUUUA
This is a messenger RNA of Plutella xylostella (diamondback moth), 1283 nucleotides long. RefSeq names its product malate dehydrogenase 1 (gene Mdh1). Gene Ontology annotation, molecular function: L-malate dehydrogenase (NAD+) activity. The record is from RefSeq and is a predicted model, not a curated record. Gene Ontology annotation, biological process: malate metabolic process. Lineage: Eukaryota; Metazoa; Arthropoda; Insecta; Lepidoptera; Plutellidae.